AUGUUGAGGCUUGCAGCUUCCAAAGCAGCCCCGGUUAGAUCUCUUUUGAGAUUGUCACCUAAGCAUUCUAGUAUUCAGAGACCCGUCUCCUUGAUUACUCCAUUAGGUCUCUCGAGCGCUUCAUUGCAGAGAACGUCCAUUCGUUUGAACUCCCAAAGUACUGGUUCAGAAAUUCAGGAUAAGUUGCCCUCCUUUGAUGCUGAAUCCGUCCUGGAAGCCACCAACCUCACUUCGGAUUCUUUGGGUUACUUGGACUCGAUAGGUAUGGCUCAAGGCUGGGGCUUGACGUCCUGGAUGGAGACUUAUCUUGAGUAUAUUCACGUCUAUAGCGGUUUGCCAUGGUGGGGCACCAUCGUUGCAUCUGCCCUUUUACUACGUGUUUGUCUCAUCCCGUUUUAUAUCAAGGCUGCUGUUAACAACGCCAAAAUGGCCGUCAUUCAACCUCAGCUUAGUUUAUUGAUGGAGGAAAUGCGGGCAGACGACAGUAAGAGAAAUAUUGUUCUCGCUGAGAGAAGAGCACUCAUGAAGAAGCACGACGUCUCCUUGCCCAAAUCUAUGUUAGCAUUGUGCCAAGUACCUUUCGCAUACGGUAUUUUUCAAGGCCUCAGAAAGAUGGCCGCAUACCCUGUUGAAGGCUUCCAGAACCAAGGUGCCCUCUGGUUUCAGGAUCUUACCCAAGUGGAUCCAUACUGGGGCUUGCAAGGUAUUUCCGCUCUUUUUGUUAUGGCUAUGAUCAGAUUAGGUGGUGAAAUUGGAAGUUCAACACAAAACCCCUUGAUGAAAAAGUAUUUCUUUGUUUUCCCAGCCAUUACUUUCGUGGUAACGAUGAAUUUUUCUGCUGCAGUCGCUCUCUAUAUUGGAGUGGGUACCCUUUUCUCGGUUGUUCAAAGUUUGGUUUUCAAAACUACAGCUUUUAGAAAGUUUUACAACCUUCCCGAACCUCCGAAGCAGGAUCUUCUGAAAUCGCCGAAAAACUUAUCUGAGUGGUUCCACCAGAUGGCUGACAAGCAAAGAGUAUCCGCUAAAAGCAAGAUGGAGCAAGCUAACAGAAGAUUGGAAGCUCAACAUAAAAAGCGCCAUGGACGGGAUGGAUUUGUUAAAAGACAUUAG
This is a messenger RNA of Candidozyma haemuli, 1110 nucleotides long. Its product is annotated as membrane insertase. The coding region runs from base 1 to 1110 and encodes 369 amino acids. Gene Ontology annotation, cellular component: mitochondrial inner membrane. The transcript has a single exon. The record is from RefSeq and is a predicted model, not a curated record. Gene Ontology annotation, molecular function: membrane insertase activity. Lineage: Eukaryota; Fungi; Ascomycota; Pichiomycetes; Serinales; Metschnikowiaceae. Gene Ontology annotation, biological process: mitochondrial respiratory chain complex IV assembly; protein insertion into mitochondrial inner membrane from matrix.